This is a messenger RNA of Diabrotica virgifera virgifera (western corn rootworm), 5897 nucleotides long. RefSeq names its product zinc finger protein 664-like. Gene Ontology annotation, molecular function: DNA-binding transcription factor activity, RNA polymerase II-specific; RNA polymerase II cis-regulatory region sequence-specific DNA binding. NCBI's taxonomy places the organism in Eukaryota, Metazoa, Arthropoda, Insecta, Coleoptera, Chrysomelidae. Gene Ontology annotation, biological process: central nervous system development; regulation of transcription by RNA polymerase II. Bases 121 to 1530 code for a protein of 469 amino acids. Gene Ontology annotation, cellular component: nucleus. The transcript is spliced from 4 exons. The record is from RefSeq and is a predicted model, not a curated record.
UGACGGUCGAUGUCACCUUUUUUGGAGAGUUAUUUGUGAGCAAUGAAUGAGUGUAUGAGAAUUUGAGAAUUGUAUUGAAUAGUAUUGAAAAUUGAAAUAAGUAAAAUCAAGUGUAAUCAAAUGGAAAAAAAACAAGAAAUUAGCGAGGAAACGUGUAAAGUAAAAAUAGAGUAUAAUGAGGUUGAUGAUGCUCCUUUGGAUGGCUUCAUAGAUAGGGAGGCGGAUGGCUUUAAAUGUGAAAUUAAAGAGGAUUCUGAUAGGCAAAGUUCACAUGAUACAUAUGAUUAUUUCGAUUUAAAGGAAUAUCCCAUAAAGACUGAAAUAGAACAAGAUGGAAAUAAACUGUGCCCAUCUGAAGAAAACCAAAAUAUUGAAAAAGGGUCCCCAUAUGAUUAUUUGGAUUUAAAGGAAUUUCCCAUAAAUACUGAAAUAGAACAAGAUGGAAAUAAACUUGGUCUAUCUGAAGAAAAUCAAAAAAUUGAAAAAGGGUCCCCAUAUGAUUAUUUGGAUUUAAAGGAAUAUCCCAUAAAUACUGAAAUAGAAAACCAAAAAAUUGAAAAAGGUCUCCCUUGGGAAUACAUUCACACUGAUGCAAGCAAAGAAUUUAACGAUCAUAUUAGAAAUAACAGCAAUUUUAGUCAAUAUUCAACUGCUGCUGUAUAUACGAACACUAAGGAAAAACCUUUUUUAUGUGAAAUUUGCAACAAACAGUUUUCACAAAUAUCCCAUUUAAAGGAACAUCAAAUAGUGCACACUGGAAGAACGUCUUACAAGUGUGAAAUUUGUUUUAAGCAGUUUAUUACAUCAAUGAGUUUGAACAAACAUAUGCGAUUACACACUGGAGAAAAACCAUACAAGUGUAAAAUUUGUUUUAAGCCGUUUUCUCAGGCAGGUAAUUUGAAAAAACAUAUUAGAGUGCACACUGGGGAAAAACCUUACAAGUGCGAAACUUGUUUCAAGCAGUUUACUACAGCAGAUCAUUUAAAAACACAUUUGCGAGUGCACACUGGAGAAAAACCUCAUAAGUGUGAAGUUUGUUUUAAGCAAUUUAGUCAAGCAAAUUCUUUGAAAACACAUUUGAGAGUACACGCUGAAGAAAACCCUUACAAGUGUGAAAUUUGUUUUAAGCAGUUUCUUACAGCAAGUAAUUUGAAAAGACAUUUGAAAGUGCACACCAGGGAAAAUCCUCAUAAGUGCGAAAUUUGUUUCCAGGAGUACAGUAGUUCAUUUGAAUUGAAAAUACAUUUAGGAACGCACACUGAAGAUAAACCUUAUAAGUGUGAAAUUUGUUAUAAGCAAUUUGGUGAUUCACGUUAUUUGAAAAGACAUAAUUUGAGAGUGCACAAAGGAGAAAAACCUUACAGGUGCGAAAUUUGUUUUAAGCACUUUCAUGAGAAGAGUACUUUGAAAAUACAUUGUAGAGUGCAUACUGGAGAUAAACCUUACAAGUGUGACAUUUGUUUUAGGCAGUUUAGUCAAGCAAGUACUUUGAAAACACAUUUGAAAGUGCACACUGAUGAAAAAGCUUAAUAAACUAUAAACACGAUAUACAUGCUCCAGUCAUUAACUUGUAUUUGUGGUUUUAAACUGUGUAUUUUGUAAAUUAAUACUAUGUACAUAUUUUGUAUUUUUAGAAUUAGUAUUAGUAUAGGUUGUAAUAAUAUUUAAUUAGCUGUAAUUUUUUAUGUAUAAAGGAGUUUGGUCCAAAAAGCUAUGCAAAAGAAACUUGGUCCAUAAUAAACGAUCUUCGAAAUAAAACUCACACAGCUCAAACAUUUUCCCUUCCAGAUCCAGAAAAUCUAAAUGAAUACUUUGUUAAUGUGAGUAAAAAUUUAACAUCAACUAUUUUGUUAACAAGAUCCCAUUUCCCACCUUCCUAAUUCUGGAAAGGUCUCGAAUUCAUUCUUUAUAAGCCCGGUUGAUAAAUCUGAACUGAUCCAAACAAUCAAUAGUAUUAAAAGCAAAUCUUCCUGUAGUACCGAUGGACUAUCCAUAAAAAAUUUCUCAAAUCUCCCGGAAAAUGUGUUAGCGAGUCCUCAUCUCUCUAAUUAAUAAUUAUUUUGAGAAAGGUAAAUUUCCAGAGUGCCUAAAGACAGCCAUCAUUAUUCCUCUUCGUAAGGGUGGUGAAAAAUAUAAUGCCUGUAAUUAUAGACCUAUUGCAUUACUAUCGGUACUCCAAAAUUAUUGAGAGACUUAUAAAAGCCCGACGUAUGUCCUUUCUCGUUGAAAACAACAUUUUAUCGCAAAAUCAGUUCGGCUUUUUAAAUAAUAAAUGUACCACUGAUGCCAUGUUUUCUGUACUACAUGAGGUUUAUCAAGCACCAAACAAUAAUCUGCACACUGCCACUGUUUUUUGUGUUUAUGCCAAAGCUUUUGAUUGUAUAAAUAACGACAUUUUGAUAAAAAAUAGUAUAUUGUACAAGUGAGAAAAAAGACAUAUUUCUCACGAGCGCAAAGUGCCGCAAAACAAGCGAGGGAGAAAUAUGUCAUUUUUUCUCGUGUUGUACACUGUACUUUUUCUAUGGAUGCGUUUUUGUCAAGAGUUCAAACUUCAAAAUUAAAUAAUUUAGGUGCUUUUAGGUCUACUAUAUGCCUAAACUAAAAUAAAAUACAUAUACACAUACCGGGUGGACCAAAAAACUCAGUUAACGCUAUCAAAAAAAAAAUCACGCGCAAGUUUGCCGCGUCUCCAAGAAAAUGGAUCAUGCUCUGUGAGGGGCGAAUUCUUAAUAUUCUUUUGUCGUUUGUAGCAGCCACAUCGCGAUGGCAGCGCAGCUCCAUCGCUCCCACAAUUGAUCAGGAGAAGAGACACAAUUGAAUGGCCUGCGCGUUCGCCAGAUUUGACGCCCUGUGAUUUUGCCUUGAGGGGAGUACUUAAAGAUAAAGUUUUUGCCACCCCAAUAAGGGAUGUGCAGCACAUAAAAGACAGGAUUGCAAAAGAAUUUGAAGUUAUCCGUGCCAACUUGGAAUUCUGUAGAAAGACUUGUUUCAAUGUGUAUAAGCAUUGCCAAAAAUGUAGUGCUGAAAGAGGUUUACUUAUAAACAAUAAAUGGUUUUUUCCUCCAGAUUUGUUUGCUUUUAUUAAUGUACAAAAAUGGUUAAUUGACUUUUGGUCCACUCGGUAUGUAGGUAUUCAAUAUUGUAAAUAUUUAUAUAUUUUAUUUAAAAUUAUACUUAACAGUUAUAUUUGAACAAUUUUGAAAGGUAAUUCCUGGUAAGUUUUGCUUCAACACAUUUUGUUUAACAACACUAAUUGUGUUUGUAUUGUGCAUGUUACCAUGGAAACGGCGAUCAUAUGUCUGGAAAACGGCGGAGAACCCGUGAGAAAAAAUAUUGCUCACUGCAAUGGCCGACUUUUCUCACUGCGUGAGAAAUUGUUCGUUUUGAAUGUGUGUAAAUAGUGAGAGAAGUUGCACAUUGUAUAGCAUGCAUAGAAAAAAUAAAUUUCUACGGAAUUCGAGGUAUUUCUUUGAAUUAGUUUCAAUCUUACUUGGAUAAUAGGAAACAACUGGUUAGAGCAAAUGAUACAGACUCUAGUCUCAAAAAUAUUGUAUGUGGAGUACCACAAGGUUCAGUAUUGGGUCCUCUACUUUCCAUUAUCUUUAUUAAUGACAUCACUAGUUUAAAAAUCGAUGAACAAGUUUUUCUUUUUGCUGAUGAUACCAUUGUCACUUGGAGCAACUCAAAUAUCGCAACUCUUCAUGCUACUAUAACUUCUGAUCUACUCACAAUAAAAUCCUGGUCUGAUUCUAAUUUACUCUCUUUUAACGUAGAUAAAACAGUAGCAAUAUCUUAUAAAGGAGCUCUUCAACCCUACCUCUUGUGAGCGGCCGUGGGUAACGGCAUAAACGCUGGCCUCAUACGCCAGUAGACGUGGGUUCGAUCCCUGCCAAAGACAAACCAUUUUCAUUUCCAACAAUGACACGAGCCGUCUCACCGUGCCUCGGAGAGUACGUUAAGCCGUCGGUCCCCCUGGGCUAGUGUACAUCGACACUAGUUACUUGAAACAGGGUUAAAGAUGUAAUUGGCGCUGGAACUAUCCGAAAGGAUCUCCCCGGCAAAAAUGCCAUACGAUAUUAUUAUUAUUAUUACCCUACCUCUUCAUAACAGCCAGAUCAGUAUCGUUGAUUAUGUAAAGUUUCUUGGUAUUUUUUAAGAUAGAAACCUUAAAGGGUCCCUUCAUAACGAUGUGUUAAGCAAGAAACUAUCUUCAGCUUGUGAUGCAAUAAGAUCUGUUUCGAAGGAAAUCAAUUUAGCCUCUUCCAAAAUAAUAUAUUUUUCUUUGUUCGAGUCGCAUCUUCGAUAUGCUUUUCCUUUUUGGGGUUCUGGUACAGCUGCCCAAUCCGAUGUGAUUUUUAAACUACAAAAAAGAGCAAUAAGAUAUCUGUUUGGCCUUAAAAGAACAACACAUUGCACAAGCUACUUCAAAGAUCACAGGAUCCUAACACUACCUUUAUUAUAUAUUUUAGAAACUGUUUGCUUAAUUCGUAAACAUCUACAUGUCUUUCCAGCAAGACUAGUCAUGGCUAUUCCAUCAGAAAUUAUACCUUUGACAUCUAUUUAUCGAUCCACUGAGUUAGUAAAGAAAUCUAUAUUUAUUCUGCAAAAAAAACUAUAACCAUCUCCCUCUACAACUUAAAUCUGCAACAUCUUUCCCCAAGUUCCGUAAAAUGACAAAGGCUUAUCUAUAUGAAAGACCAUAUUAUUCAGUAGCAGAGUUUCUUAACCAAUAACUAAGAAAUUACAGUAUUCUUAUGUAUAAGUAGAAUUUUAAUCUAUAUUUGGGUGUCAUAUGCGGCAGCUUAACUUACAAUCAAUAUUGUAAUCUUAGUCAAUAUUCAACUAGUGCUGUGAAUACGAACACUAAGGAAAAACUUUUUUAUGUGAAAUUUGCAGCAAAUAUUUUUCACAAUUUUUCCAUUUAAAAGAACAUCAAAUAGUGCACACUGGAAGAACGCCUUACAAGUGUGAAAUCUGUUUUAAGCAGUUCAUUACAACAAUGGGUUUGAAACAACAUAUGAGAUUGCACACUGGAGAAAAACCAUACAAGUGUGAAAUUUGUUCUAAGCAAUUUACCCAAAGAGGUAAUUUGAAAAAACAUACCAGAGUGCACACUGGGGAAAAACCUUACAAGUGCGAAAGUUUCAAGCAGUAUAGUGGUUCAUUUGAAUUGAAAAUACAUUUAAGAACGCACACUGAAGAUAAACCUUACAAGUGUGAAAUUUGUUAUAAGCAAUUUGGCGAUUCACGUAAUUUGAAAAGACAUUUGAUAGUGCACAAAGGAAAAAAAUCCUACCAAGUGCGAAAUUUGUUUCAAGCACUUUUCUCAGAGAAGUAGUUUGAAAAGACAUUGUAGAGUGCACACUGGAGAAAAACCUUACAAGUGUGACAUUUGUUUUAAGCAGUUUAGUCAAACAAGUACUUUGAAAACACAUUUGAAAGUGCAUACUGAUGAAAAAGCUUACUUAAAUGCACUAUACCCUGUUUUAUGCCACCACAUAUAAAUAUUCAAAGAAGGUAUGCUGCACAUGGAAAUCACAAUAUACAAUUAAUUUUUUCAUCCAUAAAAGUUUUGUAUAUCAUCCUAGAAAUAGAGACCACCCCAGUUCAAUUGACUUUCCUAACAAAGUCAGACAAGGGUAUACAACAUUUUGUAUCCAGUAGUAGGUAUAAACUCGGGACACUGCUGUGUUGCCAAAAUUAUUUUAUCGAUUUCGUAUAACACGAAACCUGUGUAUUUAUUACUGUGUUAAUAGAAAUAAGAAUAAGAUAAGAAUAAAUGUUAAUAAGAGAACUUAUAGACUUUUGGUAUGUACAAACUUGAUAUUAAUAAUAAGUAUUUAGUUUCUAGCUGUUGUUUUCCUUAACUGUAAAAUUAAAAUAAAGUAUAUCUAAUA